Messenger RNA from Dromaius novaehollandiae (emu), 3851 nucleotides. RefSeq names its product pannexin 1 (gene PANX1). The record is from RefSeq and is a predicted model, not a curated record. Gene Ontology annotation, cellular component: plasma membrane. Gene Ontology annotation, biological process: cell-cell signaling; positive regulation of interleukin-1 production; monoatomic cation transport. NCBI's taxonomy places the organism in Eukaryota, Metazoa, Chordata, Aves, Casuariiformes, Dromaiidae. Gene Ontology annotation, molecular function: wide pore channel activity. Bases 77 to 1369 code for a protein of 430 amino acids. The transcript has 5 exons.
CGGGAGGCGGUGGGGGCCGGGCCGGGCCGGGCCGGGCCGCGGGGGCGCUGCGGAGCCGCGCGGCGCCGCGCCCGCCAUGGCCAUCGCGCACAUCGCCACCGAGUACGUCUUCUCCGACUUCCUGCUGAAGGAGCCGCCGGAGACGCGCUACAAGGGGCUGCGGCUGGAGCUGGCGCUGGACAAGAUCGUCACCUGCAUCGCCGUGGGGCUGCCGCUGCUCCUCAUCUCCCUGGCCUUCGCCCAGGAGGUCUCCAUCGGUGCUCAGAUAAGCUGUUUUGCACCCAGCUCCUUUUCCUGGAGACAAGCUGCUUAUGUGGACUCCUAUUGCUGGGCAGCUGUGCAGCAAAAGCAACCAUCCCAGAACAACUUAGAAAACAUUCCCCUGUGGCUUCAUAAAUUUUUUCCAUACAUCCUUCUGCUAGUUGCUAUCCUGUUGUAUCUGCCAUGUUUGUUCUGGCGCUUCACUGCAGCACCACACCUUUCUUCAGACCUGAAAUUUAUUAUGGAAGAACUUGACAAAGCCUAUAACAGGGCAAUCAAAGCUGCUAAUAGCAUUUGUAGUGCAGACCCCAAGGACCCUGCUGACUUGGUUCCAAGUGUUAAUGAAAACUUUACCCAGAGUGUGUGGGAAAUAUCUGAAAGCCACUUCAAAUACCCAAUUGUGGAGCAGUACCUGAAGACAAAGAAGACUUCCAAGUGCUUAAUAAUCAAAUACAUUAUCUGCCGUUUACUGACCCUAGUAAUUAUUUUUGUUGCAUGCCUCUAUCUGGGCUAUUACAUUAGCCUCUCCUCUUUGAGUGAUGAGUUUCUCUGCACUAUCAAAACUGGAAUCUUGAAGAAUGACACAACUGUUCCAGAAAUGGUUCAAUGCAAACUUAUUGCUGUUGGUGUUUUCAAGGUACUCAGCUACAUUAACUUGAUAGUCUAUCUUCUAGUGAUGCCUCUGGUUGUGUAUGCCAUGUUUGUUCCCUUCCGAUGGAAUUCAGGUAUUCUUAAAGUGUAUGAAAUCCUGCCAACUUUUGAUGUUCUGAAAGUUAAGUCAAAAUGUUUUGAUGACUUAAGCCUUUACCUCCUCUUUCUUGAGGAAAAUGUAAGUGAACUUAAAUCAUUUAAAUGCCUCAAAGUGCUGGAGAACAUUGCAGUUUCUGAGAAGUUUGAUGUCAUGCAACUUUUGAUAAACCUUGGUACUAUUAAGACAGAUACUGUAGAUGGGAAGCCAUUGCCGGAGAAGCCUGAAGAAACAAGUGUAGAAGAGCUAGAAAAAGGUGCAACAGAGCUACAAGUUCUGACAGACAAUGAUGCAAGUGGCAACACAAGUCCAAGAAAAGAUAAAAGGCUUCGCCAAAGACUUACAGAUUCUUCGUGCUGAUGCCUUCCAAUUGCAGCAGGCAAGAGCUUUGUAUUACAAGAGGGUUCUUCCUUUGCCUUCACUGCAUUGGACACAAGAUGCUGCUCUGAAUGCAACUGUCUUGAUAUCCUGACAAUUUUUCAGACGCCAAAGUGGUUUGCAGACUACUUUUUAUGUAAUAAUCAUCAAUCACAUACCUGAAAAAGCAUUUUAUAGACUUUCAUUAUUUAUUAAAAAAAACAACAAGAACAAAAAAAUCCCUAUUAUGAGUAAUAGGUGAAUUGCAUUGAAUUCAAUUAAAGCUGCCAUCAGUAAAGAGGUAGGAAUGUAACGUACAGGGAUGGGAAAGAUAACUGUAGAUAGCAAAAAGAGAUGGUGACGUUGCACUGUGAAAUGUCUCUCUGUUGGUUAUAUGGAGUUCCAUACUGAAAGUAUUCAGGAAGGCAAAAUAUCCAAUUUGGAUAAGGGGGGAACCAAGGGAGGCAGCCAUCUCAGUUCUGGAGUUUAAGUGUGGCAUUUGGGGAGGUCUCUGCCCUGUAAAAGUUAGGGUUUUUUAAUAUUAGUUUGGUCCAUCUGCCUAUCAGGUGGUGGCUGGCCACUGAAAUACUGGCUGUUUCUUCACAGGAAAGAGAGAUGUUGCUGUGUUCAACUUUUUUUUGUAAUACAGCAGGGGAGAAAUCUGAAUCACUUGGGUUACUGGAGAUGUCUUGAUUAGUCAUCUUAACAGUGCAGUGUUGGAUUAUUUCCUUGGCACUGAUGGAAUAAACUACGAACAAACUUAGUAUAAAGGAGUAGUGUAGAUUCUAGGGAUUUUGAACUUUCUAUGUAUUCGUAAAAGAAAAAUAAUGUCUUAACACACUUUUUUUUUUACAAAAUUUAAUGGCAUAUAAGCUAAAUGUUCUGUUAAUUUCUAUUUCUCCGUUGAUUUGGUCUUAAUGAUUAAUAAAUCCUUCUUAGAGAUUGGAUGGAACAUCAGUGAAGUUUGUUCCAUUUUUAUAAUGGUUUGUAGAAAUUGCUUUUUAAUGUUUGUAUAUGUGGAACUUGUUUUAAUAUGUUUGUAGUAUCAAACACAAUAUUAAUUGUGCUGUCUUCCAAAACAUGUUUGAGAAGAUGUAUUUGCAUUACAGUAGCACUCGAGUGCCUCAGCAGAGCUAAGCACCCUGUAGCUAAAGUGAGGUAAAUGUAAAUAUGAUGAAAGGUUGUUCUUCCCAUGCACCCUGUGACUUAAUUUUAAAGAUAAGAUGCUGAAGUGGGUUGAACAAACAAAAGAAGGCGUACUUGUAAGUUGAAAAACUGUCCUUAGUUUGUUAUUGUGCUGUUUAUGGAGAGCAGUAUUCAGCUUUGAUAUGUUCCCCCCCACCUCCCAAGACCUCUACCUUCAAUUAACAUUAAAAUGAUCUUUGUCAUGAAUUUUAGAUACAAGGUUGGGAGGGUGGGGGGUUAAUAACCACAGUAGUUGUGCGUAUCCUUCACAAAUGUUAUAUGGUGACUGUUUUCUCCAUAUCGUCUAUGAUAUUGUAAUUGAAAUGUCUCAGCUAUCGCCUCUUCCAGGUUGUCUUUUUAAACAAAGUAGUACCUCUUUUAUAGCUAGGUAAGCCUUCCAUUUUCCAGUCCAUCUGUAUCAUCCACUCUUCUGUUCUUAAAUGUUAGCAUUCUCAAUAUUACUGAGAACGAGGGAAGACAGAAGUAACCAGUAUUAGAACUUUUGCACAGAACUGCUGAUCUUUACGUGCUGCAACAGAUUUCAAGGAGAUAAUACACCUACUUGAACUUGGCAGCUGCUCUUAAACAAGUGGAUCCCUAAGUGCUGUCAUAAUAUACAUUGUGCUAGUAUUAUAAAAACCCUUUGGCUAUUAUAUGACUUUCAGCUAAGACAAGCCUUAUUUAAUAGAAAGUCUUUAAAGCCAUAAUAUUAUGCUACCUCUUUGUAUAGGACAGUAGCAUGGCUGCAAUCCUAAUGUCGGCUGCAAUCCUAAUGUCUGUUGCAUUACCAGCAAGAAACAGGGCAUAUGUCGGAUAGUGGUGGACUGAACUGCUGCAUUUACCUGUAUACUUCUCCCAGCAAACCUAAAACCACUCUCUGUUUUGGAGAGAGAAGUAUGGAAAUACUCUUAAAAGAAAGCAAGCCUUCCUUCCCUGGACUAUAUGAUCAUUAAUUGUUUACCACUCACUAGUGAUUCCGGUACAGACACACACACACUGUUGUUCUGAAGUGAAACUUAUUUGGUUAUCUUCACAUUGUGCAUUGCAUGUUCUGUACAAGGAGCAGUAGUGCAAUAUUAAGAUUUUGUGAUGUGGAUAUGUUUGAACUGUUUGAUAUAAGUAAUGAGUUGUUAGUGUUUAAAACUUGAAGCUCCUGAAAUUGACAUGUUCAUGUUUCAUGUUAGAUAUGGACAUUACCUUUUACUAAUUCCCCAUUUCUAUUUAAAAAUAUGACUUACUGCAGUGAAUGUCAUGUUGUCUUCUAAAGUGCUGAAUAAAACAUGUGUUGAUUUUUUCUUCA